This is a messenger RNA of Cyprinus carpio (common carp), 3823 nucleotides long. RefSeq names its product spore wall protein 2-like. The transcript has a single exon. Bases 24 to 2561 code for a protein of 845 amino acids. Lineage: Eukaryota; Metazoa; Chordata; Actinopteri; Cypriniformes; Cyprinidae. The record is from RefSeq and is a predicted model, not a curated record.
AGCCUGAGACUGAUUCUGAUUUAAUGGCUGUCAAAGAAAGUGCAAGCAGUUGUAAGAUUAAUGAAUUAGGUGAAGAUGUGGCAAAUGAUGACAUUAGUGAAUUUGAUGACACAAUGCAAACUGACGCAGCAAAGGAGGAAGCAUCUAAAGAACAAACUGAGGAAGAAUCAGAACAGCAGGACAAGACAGCUGAUGAUGAAACUGCUGAAGAAGGGCAAAACGGAGGAACAGAAUCUGUUGAAGUGGGUGAGACCACUGCUGAAGCAGUAGCAGCUGGAGAGAAUGACAUAGCUGGUUGUGACACUGCAGAAGGUGAUACAGCUGAGGGUGAGAUAGCAGAAGAUGUACAAACUGCAGAAGCAGAAAGCACUCCAGAAAAUGAACAAACUUCUGAAGAUGUAACUGGAGAAGAAUGUGAGACUGUUGAUGAUGUCAAUGCAAAAGAGCAUGAGAUGGCUAAAAAUGAAGUUCUGGAAGAUGGACAAACUACUGAAGAUGAAACUGGAGAAGAGUCCAUUAAAGACGAGAUUGGAGAAGGGCAUGAGACAUCUGAAAAUGAAAUUGUACAAGAUGAACAAACUGCUAAAGAUGAAACUGGAGAAGAAGGUGAGACUGUUAAUGAAGACACUGCAGAAGUUGAGGAGACAGCUCAAAGUGAAACUGCAGAAGAGGAACAAACUGCUGAAGAUGAAACUGUAGAAGAAGGUGAGACCGUUAAUGAAGACACUGCAGAAGUGGAGGAGACAGCUCAAAGUGAAACUGCAGAAGAGGAACAAACUGCUGAAGAUGAAACUGUAGAAGAAGGUGAGACCGUUAAUGAAGACACUGCAGAAGUGGAGGAGACAGCUCAAAGUGAAACUGCAGAAGAGGGACAAACAGCUGAAGAUGAAACUGUAGAAGAAGGUGAGACCGUUAAUGAAGACACUGCAGAAGUGGAGGAGACAGAUCAAAGUGAAACUGCAGAAGAGGGACAAACCGCUGGAGAUGAAACUGGAGAAGAAGGUGAGACUGUUAAUGAAGACACUGCAGAAGAGCAUGAGACAGCUGUAAGUGAAACUGCAGAAGAUGGACAAACUGCUGGAGAUGAAACUGGAGAAGAAGGUGAGACUGUUAAUGAAGACACUGCAGAAGAGCAUGAGACAGCUGUAAGUGAAACUGCAGAAGAUGGACAAACUGCUGGAGAUGAAACUGGAGAAGAAGGUGAGACUGUUAAUGAAGACACUGCAGAAGAGCAUGAGACAGCUGAAAAUGAAACUGCAGAAGAUGGACAAACUGCUGGAGAUGAAACUGAAGAAAAAGGUGAGACCGUUAAUGAAGACACUGCAGAAGAGCAUGAGACAGCUGAAAAUGAAAUGGCAGAAGAUGGACAAACUGCUGAAGUUGAAACUAGAGGCAAGGAUGAGACAGUUACUGAAGACACUGCAGAAGUGCAUGAGAGAGUUGAAAAUGAAACUGUAGAAGGAAGACAAACUGAAGAUGAAACUAGAGAAGUUGAGACAAUAAACAACAACACUACAGAAGAGCAUGAGACAGCUGAAAAUGGAGAAACUGAUGAAGAUAAAACUGCAGAAGAAGGUGAGACGACUGAAGAUAAAACUUCAGAAGAUGGACAAACUGCUGAAGCAGAAACUGUUGGAGAGGAUGAAAUAACUGAAGAUGAAACUGAAGGGGAGGCUGAGGCAUCAGCCCAAAAUGAAUCUGAAGAAGGAGACACUGAGAGCAAUAUAGGUGAUGAUGAAACUGCAGAAAAGAGUGAGACAGCUGAUAACAACACUGUAGAAGAGCAUGAGACGGCUGAGAAUAAAUCUGUAGAAGACGGACAAGUUGAAACUUCAAGAGAGAGUGAUUCAGGUGAGGAGGACACCGCAAAAGAGAGUGACACAGCUGAGGAUGAAAUGGCAGAAAAUGGCCAAACUGCUGAAGCAAGAGAGGGUGAGACAGAUGGUGAUGAACCAGCAGAAGAUGAGCAGAAUGCUGAAGAGAGUGAGACAGCUGAAGAUGAAACCGAAGCAGAGAGAGAUACUGCGGCGGGGACAUCGGAUGAAGAAAGAGGAACUGAGGUACAAAGAGCCAAUGAAGAUGAAGACAACACAGGUGAUGCAGGAACCACAGGAGGUGUGUCAGCUGAGGAAAAAGAGACUUCUGAAGUAGAAACAGCAGAUGAGAGGACCACUGAAGCUGAAACUGAGAUGUCUGAAGAGGAAGCUACUGUUGAAGAUAGCAACAAGGCUGAAGACAAGAAUGCUGUGGUAGAGUUGGCAGAGCAAACUCCUGAUCAUGAGACGACUGGAGAAGAGACGGACAAGAGUCAGUCAAACGAUGAGGAAGACAAGGAAACUGUCAGUUGUGAAGCAUUAGAGGAGGAUGUUCUUUCUAACAUUGAGGACACUGAGAGUCAUAAUGUCUUGACUAAUCUUGAGGUAAUUGAAGAUGAAACACCCCUUAAGAACAACGGUGACAUUGUUCUAGAUAGUGUUGAUGAUAAAGGUGAAGAAAGUGGAAAAGAAGAUGAUGAUGUGGAGGUAAUGGCAAACAGAGCUGGUUGUGGCCAACACUGGUGAAUCAGCUGAAGCUGGUGAUGAAGCUGAGGAUGACACUGAGCCAGAUGAAGGGGAGCAUAAUAGGAACACCCUACCUUUACAGCCUCUGUUACAGCCAAAACCAAAAGAUGACAAACCAGAUGGGACAACUUCAAUUAAUGUUUUGGUAAUGCACAAUUCAGAGUUCGAAGAUGGUGCUGAUGCUGAUGGAGAAGACUCAGAAACAGAAGAACACAACCAAGUCAUAGAUUUGAGUUCUGAGUCAGAGAGCAAGCCACAGAGGAAAACUGCACAUAAAACCUUCAAGAUGCUCGUUCACACUCUGAAUUUCCUCAAACUCUCAGCCACUGGACUACCUAAGGGCAGGGAAGAGGAUAAUGAACAUGAGGUUGAAGAUAAAGAGACUCCAGAAGACGGCAGUGAUGAUGCAGAAGAGAGUUCCUGUGUGGAGAAAGAUGAGGUGGAAGAGAAUGGAAAGGAGAAGGUCAAACUCUCAGAUAUUACAGAGGAUACAUCCGAAGGUCAGGAGGACCAGACAAAUGAGACUAGUGAUGAUUCAGAGGACCAUGAAUGGGAAUCAUCUGAAAAUUCCUUGCAAAAGCAGAUAACAAAGUCAUCCCUGGAAUCUCAGCCAGGUUCCUUUGAGGAAGUUCAUGAGGAACAGGCAAAAAAUUAGAAAGGUUUAAAUCAUCUGAAAGCCAACUGGUAGAAUCCUUCUUCAGCAUAAAAGAAAAGAACCAAAGAUGCUCUUUAGCAUGUAAAAUGGUUUCAGAGGGGUUAUUUCUCUAGUAUCCUUAGACCUUAUAAUAAUUAGCAUAAGUUUUUAAUAGCCCUUUGGAUUCCUUAUCUUAUUUACCAAAGAGUAACAUAUAAUGCACUUUACUUAUUAUUCACUUCUGAUUACAUUAUAUAUGCAGAUUAUCUAUGCAGAAGCACAGCAUUACUGCUCAGGUACUGUAAAAAGGGAACUGCUGAAACUUGAACAGCACAUAAAGCUCUUCUAACUUAAUGGAUUUUAUUAUUUUAGUAUUUUUGUGUCAGAACAACAUAUUUAAUUGCAGUUAUUUAUAUAAUACUCUCAGUUGUAAGCCUUAGCCAUUGGAGGGACUGUUGACAAGGGUUAUGUAUUACUGUAUCAUACUGUAUGCUGUACAGUAUGUAUGUACUGCUAUACAAAUGUUCCACAGUGUAAAUGAAAAAUCACACAUCAUAGUGACAUGUAAUGGAAAUCAGGGGGCAUAAACUGGUUAUGAGUGCACAAGAAUGAAUGUAUAUUGAACAUA